UAGCUUCAAAGAUGUUUAUGAUUUUCUUUCUGCUUCGCUUAGCCGAAGUGUAUACCCAGUCUCUGACUUCCGAUGAAUGCGAGCGAUGUGACGUGCGUUUAUCAGAUAUGUUAAGGAUGCUGAAAUCCCUACAAACGCAAGUCAGCAUAUAUAGGGAGGAAAAUAUGGAAUUAAAAUCGGAAAUAAAGAAACUUUCUAAAUGGCAAAACAAUUCAAAAGCAAGCGUUUGCUCUGUUGAAAGGGUGCAUUAUCGUGGACAUUCCUAUAGAUACCACAAGUCAAAAAUGAACUGGACUGACGCUCAGAUUGCCUGUGAAAAAGAGGGUGCAUACCUUGUGGAAAUCGAGGACAAUUUAGAAUCGGAAUGGAUCACAGACAUGUUUCUUAAAAAAGACUUAUGUUCAACCUACGAUGGGCAAUGCAUGGUUUGGACUGGUGGAAAUGACAGAGAUACCGAGGGCGUUUUUAAAUGGAGUCACUCCAAAAAUACAUUCCAGUUCACCAACUGGAACACUAAGGAACCGAGUAUAGGCUCUCUGGACGUGGGAAGCUAUGAGAACUGCUUGAGCCUUCUUCCUGUUGGCUAUUGGAACGACGCACUAUGUAGCUGGAAGUUUGAUUUUCUGUGUGAACGGUCCAUACAUGACCAAAUGUGCCAGGACUUAAGUUGAGUUGAUGUUGAAUAUCAAAUCAGUCUUAAUCGAAUU
Saccostrea cuccullata (small rock oyster) is the source of this 707-nucleotide messenger RNA. Its product is annotated as galactose-specific lectin nattectin-like. NCBI's taxonomy places the organism in Eukaryota, Metazoa, Mollusca, Bivalvia, Ostreida, Ostreidae. Gene Ontology annotation, molecular function: signaling receptor activity. Bases 12 to 671 code for a protein of 219 amino acids. The record is from RefSeq and is a predicted model, not a curated record. The transcript is spliced from 4 exons.